Molecule: messenger RNA, 1214 nt
Organism: Sitophilus oryzae (rice weevil)
Lineage: Eukaryota; Metazoa; Arthropoda; Insecta; Coleoptera; Curculionidae
Product: regucalcin-like
Exons: 6
Coding region: 83-1147 (354 amino acids)
Biological process (GO): L-ascorbic acid biosynthetic process
Molecular function (GO): enzyme regulator activity; calcium ion binding; gluconolactonase activity
Source: RefSeq, a predicted model, not a curated record
AAGACAAGAUCAUGAAAAAUACGUUAUAAGGGACUCCAAAUAUAUUUUUUUAAGUUACUAAAAUCUUAAGAUAAUCAUUCUAAUGGCGUUAGAGAAUCAUAAGCGUAGAACUUGCCAAUUAAGUUAUUCACAGACAACCAGUUUGAAAGUGACUACAUACAAAACAGCUUUAAAUAUGAGAAUCUUUCUUUGGCUUGGCCUUGUUUUAACAACAGUUCAAGGAUUUAAAAAUCCAGCAGUGAUUCAAGUUACUGAACCAGCACAUCAUGCUGAAGGCCCUGUGUGGGAUGCCAGGGUUGGAAAGCUGUAUUUCGUGGAUUUGCACCAAGGAAAAAUUCUGGCAUAUGAUUACGCGAAUGACUCUACAGAAGUAGCUGCUGAAUUUCCAGGAAAUGAUCUAGUUCCAAUAAUUUUAACCAAAAAGGACCCUAAUGUUGUGAUAGUGGGCUUAAACAGAACGGUUGCUAGAGUGAAACUUUACAAUAAAGAUUCUAAACCAGAACCAUUUCAUACAGUUCAAGAAGAACACCCCAAGAAUAGGUUUAAUGAUGGCAAAGCUGAUGUUAAGGGUAGAUUAUGGUUUGGUACAAUGGGCUAUGAAACACUUGAUGGGAAGGUCGAUUUGAACGUAGGAGCCUUAUUCAAGUUCAACCCUGCUGAUUUAACAAAACCUACAGUCGAAAUAACCGAAAUCAGUAUAGGAAAUGGACUAGCCUGGAACGGAGACAACACCAAAUUUUAUUACAUUGACAGCGUGACCUACGAGGUAGUCCAGUACGACUUUAAUGCUGACAAUGGUACUAUCAGCAAUAGGAAAGUUGUUUUCAGUACCAAAGACAAAGGAAUGGGAGUACCAGAUGGUAUGACUGUUGACAUUGACGACAACUUAUGGGUAGCUCUAUACGGAGGAGGAUCAGUUAUACAAGUCAACCCAAAAACAGGAGAUCUACUAAGAAGAAUACCUCUUUCAGCACAAUACACCACGUCAGCUAUUUGGGGUGGCCCAAAUUUGGAUAUUUUAUUUGUCACCACUUCGAGAAGAUCUCUAACGUCUGACGAAAAAGAUAAACAACCUGCUGCUGGAAGUUUGUUUGCUAUCACGAAUUUGGGUACCAAAGGAAGGCUUGAAUACAUGACAGACUUGUAGAUUUUUCUAUUUUUUUAAAUUUUUAUUUGAAGUUUAAUUUUAGUUUAAUAUAAUUCUUUAUAAGGCA